Messenger RNA from Didymodactylos carnosus, 807 nucleotides. Lineage: Eukaryota; Metazoa; Rotifera; Eurotatoria; Philodinida; Philodinidae. The record is from the annotation of a GenBank genome assembly.
AUGUCAACUGUUAGGUUUCAUGAGAGUGAUGAACAGCCAACAGUGUUUACAAGUGAACAAUGGCAGGCCAUCAAAGCAUUAUUUUCAUCAAAAUUCGAUCGUCCAGGUUCAUCAGGUAAUUUCGCAACAUCAUUAACAGUGGCUGUUGAAGCAAUUAGAGAAUUCGACAAAUAUUUUGAAAGUUUGUCGCCAUCAUUAACUGGUAAAGACAAAGAAGCAUUGUUCAGUAUCAAAACAGGUUUUGCGGAGACUCGGCAUCAGAUAUAUCAAUGUGCUGCUGCAAUGGAAGUACGAUACAGAAAAUUUAAGUUAAAAAUGCCUAUAGAAUUGAUUAAACAUUUGCAAACUAAAGAAGAUGAAAUUAGUUUUAAACAAUUAAAUAUACAAGCACAAAAAUUACAAGCAGAACUUACUUUGUUCCAUACAACAUAUUUAUUGACCAUGAUUAAAAAUGUCAGUAUUAUUUUCGCAGCUAUUGGCCUUGGACUUUGUAUUAUUGGUCGAACAUUUAGUUCAUUACUACCAUCUGACGAAACGUGGGGUACGUUAUUUUUUAUUCUUGGUAUUCCGACAUUGUUAGCCGGAAUUAUUGGAUUUAUUAUUGUCAAAGUUCAAGAAUAUGGUCGCAAUCCGUCAACAACCGUAAGAUAUUUAGAAGAAUUACAGUCACAAAUGGAUAAGCUUCGUUUUCAGUUCGACGAUUUAAAAGCUCAAAUUGUUGAAGACACUCCACAUGAAAUUAUGCAAGGAGAGCUUGAUGUUAUUAUUGAUGGAAUCAAAGAACUGAAAUUAUUAUGUUUUCCGUAA